Messenger RNA from Rhea pennata, 2650 nucleotides. It is a transcript of the gene BBS2, whose product is annotated as Bardet-Biedl syndrome 2. Lineage: Eukaryota; Metazoa; Chordata; Aves; Rheiformes; Rheidae. Gene Ontology annotation, biological process: non-motile cilium assembly. Gene Ontology annotation, molecular function: protein binding. The transcript is spliced from 17 exons. The record is from RefSeq and is a predicted model, not a curated record. Gene Ontology annotation, cellular component: membrane; BBSome; neuron projection. The coding region runs from base 37 to 2202 and encodes 721 amino acids.
CGCCCCGGUCCCCCCCCCCCCUCGCCCGCCGCCAUCAUGCUGGUGCCCGUGUUCACGCUGAAGCUGAACCACAAGAUCCUGCCCCGCAUGGUGGCGCUGGGCCGGUUCGACGGCGCCCACCCGUGCCUGGCGGCCGCCACGCAGGCCGGCAAGGUUUUUAUUCAUAAUCCUCAUGCCCGUGGCCAGAGAACAAGCACAAACCGUAUGGUGCAAAGUACCCAAGAUUCUGACAUUUCCCUUCUCAACAUUAAUCAAGGGAUCACUUGUCUAACUUCAGGAGUACUGAAUCCUCAGCUUGGAUAUGAUUCUCUUCUAGUUGGAACACAAACUAAUUUAUUGGCUUAUGAUGUGCAUAACAACUCGGAUUUGUUUUACAGAGAGGUUUCAGAUGGAGCCAAUGCAAUAGUUCUUGGAACGCUAGGAGAUAUUUCAUCUCCACUUGCUAUUAUUGGUGGAAAUUGUGCCCUGCAGGGCUUUGAUUAUGAAGGAAAUGAUCUUUUUUGGACGGUUACUGGAGACAAUGUUCGUUCAUUAGCACUGUGUGACUUUGAUGGUGAUGGCAAAACUGAGCUUCUUGUUGGCUCUGAAGAUUUUGACAUCCGCGUGUUUAAAGAAGAUGAGAUAGUGGCAGAAAUGUCAGAAACAGAGACUAUCACAGCACUUAGCCCCAUGUACGGCAGUCGGUUUGGCUAUGCCCUUGCUAAUGGGACAGUAGGAGUUUACGACAAGACAGCCCGCUACUGGAGGAUUAAGUCUAAGAACCAUGCAAUGAGCAUACAUGCUUUUGACUUGAACUCUGAUGGAGUAUGCGAGUUGAUCACUGGCUGGUCCAAUGGGAAGGUUGAUGCACGCAGUGACCGAACUGGGGAGGUAAUCUUUAAGGACAACUUUGCAUCCUCAAUUGCAGGACUGGUGCAGGGGGAUUACAGAAUGGAUGGAAACACCCAGUUAAUUUGUUGUUCAGUUGACGGUGAAGUUCGGGGCUAUCUGCCAGGAAGCCAAGAGAUGAAAGGAAAUCUAAUGGAUGCAAGUGCUGAGCAGGACCUGAUCCGAGAACUUAGUCAAAAGAAACAAAAUCUGCUGCUGGAAUUACGAAACUACGAGGAAAAUGCAAAGGCUGAACUGAACACUCAACUGAAGGAAGCUGAUGGGCGGAGAGGUGUAAUUCCAGCAAAUACCCAACUCCAGACUGCCCUAUCAGUUAAUCUGGGCUCUGACAGUCAGUCUGCUCAUGUGGAGUUGUGCAUUUCCACAACAAAUGACACAAUCAUCCGUGCCGUGCUGAUCUUUGCUGAAGGCAUAUUUGAAGGAGAGAGCCAUGUGGUACACCCCAGUCUCCAGAAUCUCUCAGGCUGUGUUCGCAUUCCCCUCACUCCACCCAAAGACGUCCCUGUGGAUUUGCACAUCAAAGCCUUUGUGGGUUACAGGAACAGCAUGCAGUUUCAUGUAUUUGAAUUGACACGGCAGCUUCCCCGCUUUUCAAUGUAUGCCCUGAGCAGCCCAGACUCAGCCACAGAGCCACUGAGCUAUGUUAACUUUACAACGAGCGAGAGAGCACAAAGGAUUGUUAUGUGGCUGAAUCAGAGCUUCCUGCUACCAGAGGAUGCAGAGCUUCAGAGUGCUCCCUUUGAGGUUUGCUUCACUUCCCUUCGUCAUGCAGGUCAGCUCUGCAUCAAAAUCAAGCCUGGUGGAGAGAUUUCUAUCAGCACGGAUGAUAUUGAUCUAGCUGGUGACAUUAUCCAGUCGAUGGCCUCCUUUCUGGCAAUUGAUGAUUUGCAGGUGGAAGCAGAUUUCCCUGCAUACUUUGAGGAGCUACGGAAAGUGUUGGUCAAGGUGGAUGAUCGCCAUGCAGUGAAUCAGAGGCUCACUGCCGACAUGGCUGAACACUCCAACCUCAUCCGGAGCAUGCUGAUUCAAGCUGAAGAUGCACGACUCCUGGGAGACAUGAAAAUCAUGAAGAAACGGUACAUCGAGCUGUAUGAUCUUAACAGAGAUUUAAUCAAUCAGUACAAAAUCCGUUGCAACAAUCACACUGAGCUAUUGAAUAAUCUGAAAGCUGUGAAUCAGGCGAUCCAGAGAGCAGGGCGUUUACGUGUUGGCAAACCUAAAACACAAGUCAUCACUGCUUGUCGGGAUGCAAUAAGAAGCAACAACUUUAACAUGCUGUUCAGGAUAAUGCGUGUAGGGACAGCCUCUUCUUAAAAUGACCGGAAGAAUUAGCAAUUGCAUGGAGGCAGUGCUUCCACACAGUAAGGAGAUCCUACCAACAGCCAUAACACACAAGGUGUUGCAGUACUUUUCCAGCACGUAAUCUUUGGGUGGUGGAGAAAACAACAAAAGGAAUGGGAUGCGUAGCAACAUGUAAUGGACCAAUUAGGACAAGCAGUUAAUUCAGUCUGUGACUCCAUUGUAGGGUGAAGUAAUUGGCAAGGUAGCAUUUUAGUAAAGCCAUCAGGCAAGAAAUAUCACUAUGCAGGCCAAAGGACAGGAAGCUUCUUAAAAAAACAUCAGAGUUUAAGUGCAGAUACAAUAUUUAUGCGAGACUGAGUUAUAACCUUGGAACAGUUAUUUUUCUUACAGUAACUUAUUUAUGUAAUGUGCAUUUUGUAGUUAGAGCUUCAGUCUUUUCCAUUAAAACAUAGAAUGGUCA